AUGGAUAACAUUAAAGAUAAAUCACUAAAAAUAAACAUUUUUCAAUAUCACGUUGUUGGAAGAGCAACUCCAACAGAUAAAGACCCAAACCCCAAUGUUUAUAGAAUGUGCAUUUUUGCAAAAAAUGACACAAAUGCAAAAUCUCGAUUUUGGUAUUUUAUGAAAAAAAUACAUAAACUAAAAAAAUCAAAUGGAGAAUUAUUAGCAUGUGAACAAAUCAGAGAAAAAAAUCCAUUACGUGCUAAAACAUAUGGUGUAUUAUUAAGAUAUGACAGUAGAACAGGUACCCAUAAUAUGUACAAAGAAUUUAGAGAUACUACUAAAGAAGGAGCUAUUGCUCAAUUAUAUUCAGAAAUGGCUGGAAGGCAUAGAGCUAGAGCAUCAUCAAUUAGUAUAAUCAGAAUAUCUGAAAUAAGUAUACACCAUGCUAAGAGACCUCAUAUUAAACAAUUACUAAAGAAACGAUUAAGAUUCCCUGCUUUACAUUUACCAACCUUAUCAAAAGAAUUUAAAAGAAAAUAUGCACCAACACGACCAUCCACAUAUAGAAUGUAA
Molecule: messenger RNA, 555 nt
Organism: Plasmodium vinckei vinckei
Lineage: Eukaryota; Apicomplexa; Aconoidasida; Haemosporida; Plasmodiidae
Product: 60S ribosomal protein L18, putative
Exons: 2
Coding region: 1-555 (184 amino acids)
Biological process (GO): translation
Cellular component (GO): cytosolic large ribosomal subunit; ribosome
Molecular function (GO): structural constituent of ribosome
Source: RefSeq, a predicted model, not a curated record